Messenger RNA from Tupaia belangeri chinensis (Chinese tree shrew), 462 nucleotides. RefSeq names its product E3 ubiquitin-protein ligase RNF6-like. The record is from RefSeq and is a predicted model, not a curated record. The transcript has a single exon. The annotation marks the transcript as partial. Gene Ontology annotation, cellular component: nucleus. NCBI's taxonomy places the organism in Eukaryota, Metazoa, Chordata, Mammalia, Scandentia, Tupaiidae. Gene Ontology annotation, molecular function: ubiquitin protein ligase activity. Gene Ontology annotation, biological process: ubiquitin-dependent protein catabolic process; protein ubiquitination; positive regulation of DNA-templated transcription.
AGAGGUAUAACUCAGGUCCUUUUAGAACAAGAUAGAGAACGCAGAGGUACUACAUAUACCCCAUUCUCUAAUUCAAGACUUGUUUCAAGAAUAACAGUAGAAGAAGGAGAAGAGUCUAGCAGAUCUUCAACUGCUGUUCGACGACAUCCAACAAUCACGCUGGACCUUCAAGUGAGAAGGAUUCAUCCUGGAGAAAAUAGAGAUCAGGAUAGUAUCGCAAACAGAACUCGAUCCAGAGUAGGGCUGGCAGAAAAUACAGUUACUAUUGAAAACAAUAGUGGGGGCUUUUGCCGAACUAUUUCUCGUUUAGAGCGGUCAGGUAUUCGAACCUAUGUUAGUACCAUAACAGUUCCUCUUCGUAGGGUUUCUGAGAAUGAGCUCGUUGAGCCAUCAUCAGUGGCACUUCAGUCAAUUUUCAGGCAGAUCAUGACUGGGUUUGGAGAAUUAAAUUCUCUUAUGGAG